AAACCAGUAAAUCAGGACACUAUAAAAAGACCAUAAGAGGCUGUGGGGCUGGCAGAGCAAGAGCUAGACGCAAACAUCUGUGGAGAAUGAAGGGUUUAUUAUGUGUACUGCUAUUGUUGGGAAGCUUUGUGUUUGUGGUACAGCAGCAGGUAGAUGGAGGGCUCAGUGAGAAUGAGAUCAAUCAUCAUCUUAGCUCUGAGGACAGAAGACAGAAUUCACCUCAAACACACACUUCAGAUGACAGCCAAGAAUACAGCCCUCUGAGCUUCUCUGACAUCCACGCAGCCCUGAGAGAACUGACCGCCACCGUCACAGAGCAGAAAGCCAACAUCAGAGCUUUAGAAACACAGCUGAGGGAACAACAGACGCUCCUCCAGGAAGAGAAGAACAAGAAAAAUGAUGCCAGAAAGAUAGCUUUUUCAACUUCACUGAUGCGAUAUACCGGCGGACAGAUUGGUCCUUCAAACACUGAUAUCCCACUAAUCUACAGGAAUGUUUUCACAAACAUAGGAGACGCCUACAACCCAGAUACUGGUUUGUUCACAGCCCCGCUGAAAGGAGCGUACAUGUUUCAAUUCACUAUCGUUAGUUUUGAUCGAGUAUAUCCAUCAACUGCCAACAUUAGGAAGAAUGGAAACCAUAUAGUUAUAGCAGAUAUUGACCAAGGCGGGCGUGUGUUACACUCCUCAAACUCGGUCGUGUUGAUCCUGGAGGUUGGAGAUGUUAUCUCUGUGACACUCUGGCCUAACCGCGUUAUUCAGGAUAACCCGGGUAAUCAUAACACUUUCAGUGGUUACCUACUGUUUCCGUUAGAAUAGGAGCUUUGCAGAAUCAUCCUGAACACAGUCAGGAGUAUGAAGUACUUUCUGUAGAUUGAGUUCACUGGAAGCACUCCAGAGUUACACACAAGUAGCACAGAACACAAAAAAAUUAUUAUGUUUUUGGCCAUAUUGAUUAGGCUACCAUUUUAAUAACCACAGUUGUACAAAUACCAUGGUUAAACUAUGGUUAGUGUAUUAAUCACUUUAAUACAAUAGGCUAUGGUUAAUUUUUGUAAGGGAAGUUGUAAAGGUAAAUUAGCCAGCGUAACCUUUCACUAGCCUACAGUAAUUGUGUAUUUCUAGCUUUUUAAGCCUUAUAAUAUGCACACAAAAAAAGCGAAGGACUUCGUAUGAUCUGGAUGUUAAAGUAAACAAUAAUCUCACCUGUCAGAGCAAAAAUGUAUAAAUAUGUCUUGUAUGUGUAUGUUGUCUGUGCUACGUUUCAAUUUUUGGUUGUGUUGUAUUUCCAGCAUGUGUGUUGUCAAAUUGAUGAUGUUUUCUUAAUUUUUAGAUUUUUUUAUUUUUAUUUGCAUGUGUUUUGUUUUUUCAUUAGCAGUGUAUUGAGCUCUCUCAGCCACCGUAUAUUCAAUUAUAUUAUAGAUCUGACAGCAAUGACACUAUUAAAUAACUGAAAUGAGCAGGUCAGUGACAUUAUCAUUUUCUCCAGAGCUACUGUACUGAUGAAAUUAACCAAAUGAACAUUUAAUGAUUAUUAAUGCUGAACUGAAUCAACUGACUUACUGUUAAACAAUGACAAAUUGACAUGAACAAUGCAUAAUUUCGCUAAUACCACUGUAAAGCUGCUUUGAAACAAUCUUUAUUGUGGAAAGUGCUUCAUAAAUUAAGGACUUUAAUUAACCCAGCUGUUCUAAAACAAUGUACAGAUGUUUUCUGUCAAAGAGCAAGUCUAAACUGGGCUUGAGGCUCUAUCUAUGCAGGUUAAUGUAUUAAGAUGAAUCACAGCGUGGUGCUGUCCCGAAACACUGUCUGCAGCCUCAGGUUAUGGUCAGGAGAUGUGAAAAAUUGCUGUUUUUGCUUAUGUUGUCUGAAUGGUUUGCCCAAAAUAAAAUUAAAUAAAAAGGAAAAUCUCUAUUUAUUUAUUUUUUAAUUCAGUGCAACAUAUCAACUCGAGCAAUAUCCAGUUUUCCAUUAUUUUGAUUUAUUUAGCCUAACCUGCAAUUUACAGCAUAAGUAAACAGAAUUUACAUUGAUGCUUUUUUGUUAUUAUAGUGUACCUAUUCAGUCCCUCCGUGUAGGUACAGUACAGAGCAAAAGUUUGGACACCUUCUCAUUCAAAGAGUUUUCUUUAUUUUCAUGACUAUGAAAAUUGUAGAGUCACACUGAAGGCAUCAAGGGCUAUUUGACCAAGAAGGAGAGUGAUGAUGACCUGGCCUCCACAGUCACCGGACCUGAACCCAAUCCAGAUGGUUUAGGGGUGAGCUGGACCGCAGACAGAAGGCAAAAGGACCAACAA
Molecule: messenger RNA, 2295 nt
Organism: Carassius gibelio (silver crucian carp)
Lineage: Eukaryota; Metazoa; Chordata; Actinopteri; Cypriniformes; Cyprinidae
Product: complement C1q-like protein 2
Exons: 3
Coding region: 87-818 (243 amino acids)
Molecular function (GO): protein binding
Source: RefSeq, a predicted model, not a curated record